Messenger RNA from Lonchura striata (white-rumped munia), 967 nucleotides. Lineage: Eukaryota; Metazoa; Chordata; Aves; Passeriformes; Estrildidae. The record is from RefSeq and is a predicted model, not a curated record.
CAUCUGCUCUGAGGGGCCGCAGGAGCAGCGCUGCCAGAGAUGGGUUUGUUUCUGUUUUGGGGUCCGGGAGGCUGAGAGCCACACCCUCCGCUCAGCAAGGCUCCUUCUUUGCCUGGGCACCAGUUGCGGAAUUUCUCCAUCAUACGAUCACCGGGUUCGUGGACUACUACUCUUUGUUUGAUUCAAGCCCAGCCGCGGAUCAGGUUUCGUUCCGGCCGCGCCUCAGCGCCGCCCGCCCGCCCGGAGCGCUGAGGCGGCUGCACCGCGGCGCCGGAAGGAGGCGGCUCGCCAUGCCAAAGUUACGAAAACCUCAAGGAGGGAAGCAAGAGAAAAAAGUUAUCCAUCCGUACAGCAGAAAAGCUGCACAGCUUGCAAGGGAAGUACACAAACAGGAAAAGAAAGAAAAGUUGAAGACUGACAAAGCUUUGCGUUUAAGUAUUAUUGGAGAAAAACUGCAAUGGUUUCAAAGUCACCUUGAUCCCAGUAAAAUCGAGUACACAAAGAAGGAAGCUGGUGAACUAAUUGAAAGUUAUAUGUGUCGAUUCAAUGCUGAAUUGGAGCAGAUUGAAUUGCAAAACAGUAUUAAAGGCAGACAAGGAAGACAGCAUGGUUCACGGGAAACUGUCAUCAAACAGACAAUAGAACGUGAAAGACAACUCUAUGAGGGCUAUGGAAUAGAAAUUCCAGACAUUAUGAACAGAAAGCAUCUUAAAUUUUUCAGAGAAUGGGAUGGUGAUCUAAAGAAACUGCCAAACAUCAGAAUGAAAAAGCUCUCAGCUAAGGAUGCUGCCUGCAGUCACCCUGAGGUGACAGAUGCAAAAGCAAAAGAAGACUUGAAUGAAGAAGAAGAGGUGGGCCCUGAUGAGCACCAGCCGAUUCAAGAGCUGAAAUAGUGAACGGAAUUGUAAGAAACCUAUUUUAAUUAUCACUGGAAACAAAAAUAAAAUUUAACUGUAUUUCUAAAGGC